AUGCCUAUCGCCGCCACCACCGAGCGUUCCAAUCGAACCAAGCCCGAGGCCACCGGUCUGGAUGCCUGGGUUGUUGUUGUCAUAGUAAUCGGCGUAAUUGUGAGUCUCUUCAUUGAUAUUUUAUAUUUUCAUCACUUUGUUUCGUUGCGCAACAAACUCUCGUUUUACGAUUUUAUUUCUGGAGGUUUACGUAAUACUGAGUAAACAAGGGAGCGUGAUCGGGGUUAAGAACAGCCAAUUUCGGCUCGGUGACCUAUUUCUAUGUACAAUGUUUCUUUCAAUAAAAUGCGGCUAAUUACAGGUACUACUGGUUAUUUUGGGAGGUUUGGCAUUUCUCGGGAUUCAUAGAAUUCGAGAACGAAGGAGGAAUCAUGGAGAAUACCGGCCUCAGCUCGAGGAAAACAACGCCAGAGAUCUGCCAGUCAUACCUCCACCCAGUAUAGAAGGACUCAUUUAG
Molecule: messenger RNA, 457 nt
Organism: Bursaphelenchus xylophilus (pine wood nematode)
Lineage: Eukaryota; Metazoa; Nematoda; Chromadorea; Rhabditida; Aphelenchoididae
Source: the annotation of a GenBank genome assembly